AUACAUAGCUUUAACAAGUGCACCCCAAACGUAAAUUUAUUGCGCGCUGGUUGGGGGGCACUUGGCACUGAGCCGAACUUCUGUGACCAUGUAUAGCUACCUGGCCUUCAUACACAUACGCUAAAACGAUGGUGUCCACUCGUGGAGGCAGCAGAGAGCCAGGGCGGGCGAAGAGCCCCCUGGGUGAGGUCGACCGGAAUCGGCGUCCGACUCGCCUUGCAGCCUCGUAUCCCAAGCAGUACAAUGAUUCCGAGUUCGUGGACUCUGAGGACGACUUCAGCGACUUUGAGGAGCUUCCGCAGAAGAACGGCGGCACAACAAAGAGCUCGGGAAAGGGGGAUGCCAAGGACGUGCCGCGGCGCAGCAGCCGCCGGUCGGUCCCUGCAGCGGUGGCGCCACCACACCGCGGCGGCUCCGACGGCGAGCGGGCCGGCGGGUCUGGGCGGGCAGGCAGUGGCGGCCACCACCAUGGGGAGGGGGACGGUCAUGUGGCCGAGACGCGGCGCCACACGCGGGCCAGCGAGCUGCGCGACCAGCCCAAGCGAUCAGAGGAGGACGAGGAGGACGAGGAGCCACACGAGGAGGAGGGCGGCGCGGAGAGCCCGCAGCUGCGGGAGACUCGCGCUCGCAACCAUCACCCGCCAACCGGCAACGGCGACUCGAAACGCGGCGGCGGAGGCGGCGGUGCUGACGGCGGAGCGCCGCCGCGGCGGCACAGUGCGCGGCUGAGCCACAUGCCGCCGCCUGCGCAGGCCCCGCAUACUUCGGAUGAGGAGGGCAGUGAGGACAGCGAAGAGGAGGAAGAGGAGGAGGACGACCGCCGCGGGGGCCGAAGCGCCCGACACGACCGCCGCGACCGCAACCGCGAACGCGACAGCAAGCGGCGGGCCGGCGGCGGCGGCGGCGGCGGCGGCGGCGGCGGGGCGGCCAGCGACUCGGGUUCUGAGGAGGGCGACAGCCAGGGGGAGGGCGAGGACGAGGACGAGGACGACGAGGGCGGGUGUGUGGAGGAUGACGCCGAGGAGGCGGAUGAUGGCGGCAUCUGGAAGGGCCGCUACCACCUGCGUGGGCACCAGGUCAACCAGCUGCGCGGGCCGCCGCCCAAGCGGCCUCGCUACUCGGAGGGCCCGAGCGGCGGCGGCGGCCGCCGGCGCCCGGACCACGACGAUGAUGACGAUGAGGAGGAGGGGUCUUCAGAGGAGGAGGAGGAGGACGAUGAGGAGGAGGAGGCCGGCGGCAAGGCCGCGGGCCGCCAGGAGCGGGACCGGGGCCGCGACCGCAGCCGCAAGCGCGACCGCAAGGGCGGCGGCGGGCCGGCGGCGCGGGUGCGCUACACGCUGCGCGACCGCAGCCGGAUGGUGCCCAUGAGCGUGCAGGAGCAGCAGCGGCAGAAGGAGGAGCUGCAGCGAGAGAUGAUGGCUCGCCAGCGCAUCCGUGAGCGCAUUCGCAGCGGCCCUAGCGGUGGCGGACACGGCAGCAAGCACGGCGGCGGUGGCGGCGGUGGCGGCGGCGGUGGGCGUGACCACAGCGGCGGCCGGGACCACGGCGGCGGCGGCGGCGGCCGCGACGGCUACCGCCGACACCAUGACGGGGGCCGUGGCGGCGGCGGCGGCGGCGGCGGCGGUUGGGGCUGGCGCGGCGGCAUGUCGGAUGAUGACGUUGCGGACCCGGACGGCCCCGCGGCCAGUGGCGGCAACCCCUGGCGCGGCAUGCAGCAGGCGUUCGGGCAGCUUCCGCCGUGGCAGCUGGGCGCGCAGGUGCCCGCCACGCCGCUGCCGGGGCUGGGGCCGUCGGCACACGGCGGCGCGCAGAUGGUCCCCAGCAGCGUACUGCACGGCGCCAACGCGGCCGGCGGGGCGGGGCCAAGCGGCCUGGGCGGCGGCGGCGGUGGCGGUGGCGGCGGGGCGGCCGGGGCUGCUGGCGGCGGCGGCGGCGGCGUGCCCAUGGCGGCGUGGGAGCAGGCGCUGGUGAAUGACGCCGCGGCGCUGGCGGGCGGCGGCGGCGGCGGCAAGGAGAAGGCGGGCAACGCCGAGAUUAACCCCGUGGCGGUGGACCCCAGCGUCGGCUUCGACCAGGUGGGCGGCCUGGACGCCUACGUGGAGGCGCUCAAGGAGAUGGUGUUCCUGCCGCUGGUGUACCCGGAGCUGUUCGACAGGUUCCACGUGCAGCCGCCGCGCGGGGUGCUGUUCUACGGCCCGCCGGGGACAGGCAAGACGCUGGUGGCUCGCGCUCUGGCCUCGCACGCCUCGCGCUACGGCGGGCGCAAGGUGUCGUUCUACAUGCGCAAGGGCGCGGACGUGCUGUCCAAGUGGGUGGGCGAGGCGGAGCGCCAGCUGCGGCUGCUGUUCGAGGAGGCUCAGCGCAACGCGCCCGCCAUCAUCUUCUUCGACGAGAUAGACGGCCUGGCGCCGGUCCGCAGCAGCCGCCAGGACCAGAUCCACAACUCCAUCGUGUCCACCCUGUUGGCGCUGAUGGACGGGCUGGACAGCAGGGGCCAGGUUGUGCUCAUCGGCGCCACCAACCGGCCCGACUCGCUGGAUGGCGCACUGCGGCGGCCCGGCCGCUUCGACCGCGAGCUGUUGUUCCCGCUGCCGGGGCUGCAGGCGCGCCGCUCCAUCCUGGACAUCCACACGCGGCAGUGGCGCGAGCGGCCCGGUCCCGGCCUGCUAGAGGAGCUGGCCUCGCUGUGUGUGGGCUACUGCGGCGCCGACCUCAAGGCCGUGUGCGCGGAGGCGGCGCUGGCCGCAGUCCGUCGCAGGUACCCGCAGAUCUACGCCAGCGAGGACAAGCUGCUGGUGGAGCCCGCCACCAUCACCGUGGAGCGGCAGGACUUCUUGGCAGCCAUCGCCGCCAUCACACCCGCCUCGGCGCGCUCCGCCGCCGCGCACGCGCGGCCGCUGGGCGGCGCCGGCGCCGCCGCCGCCUGCCUGGCGCCGGUGCUGGCGGGCGUGCUGGGGCGGCUGCAGCGCACCUUCCCGCCCGCGGCCGCGUGCCUGGCGGCCGGCGCGGUGAGGGAGGGCGCGAGCAGUGGUGCAGGGGCUGCGGCUGCGGGUGGCGGGGGCGGGGCCGGCGGCGGCGCUGCCGCGCCGUCCACCGCCCUCAUCCUGCCGCCGGGCCGCGGCGGCGGCGGCGGGCUGGGACCCAGCGUUGGGCCGCGCGCGGUGCUGGCGCCGAGCGCGGCGGCUGCGGCCGCGGCGGCCGCCGCCGCCAGCAGCGGCAGUGGUCUGCUGGCGUCGCUGCUGCAGCGGCUGCCGGCGUGCCUGGUGACGCGGCCCCGACUGCUGGUGUGCGGGCCGGCGGGGUGCGGGCAGGCGCAGCUGGCGGCGGCGCUGCUGUACGCGCUGGAGGGGCUGCCCUGCCACGCCAUCGGCCUGCCAUCACUACUGGCCAACCCCGGCUCCCGCUCGCCGGAGGAGGCGCUGGUGGGCACCUUCGUGGAGGCCCGCCGCGCCGCGCCCGCCGUGCUGUUCCUGCCGCACCUGCACCUGUGGUGGCAGACCGCCUCGCCCGCCCUGCGCGCCGUGCUGGUGAUGCUGCUGCGCGACCUGCCGGCGGAGCUGCCGCUGCUGCUGCUAGCCACGGCGGAGGUGCCGCGGGCGGCGCUGGACCGGGAGCUGCUGCGCAGCGGGCUGUUCCCGGGCGGCGCGGAGGACGCGGUGGAGCUGGCGCAGCCGGGCGAGGGCCAGCGGCGGGAGGUGCUGCGGGAGCUGAUUAUGGCGGCCGCGGAGCCAGUCGACACCGAGGCCAUGGCCGCCGCGGCGGCAGCGGCAGCGGGCGGCGCGGCGGGCCCCUCGGGCGGCGGCGGCGGCGCGGGUGCGGCGGCGGCGCUGCCCAAGGACCCGUCGGUGGCGGCCACUCGGGAGGCGGAGGCCAAGGCGGCGGAGGAGCUGAGAGCGCGCCGCGCGUACGAGGAGGACCAGUCGCUGCUGCGGGCGCUGCGCAUGGCCCUGCGCGGGCUGACGCUGGCGCUGCUGAACGACCGGCGCUGGCGGCAGUUCGCGGCGCCGCCCGACCCGCAGCAGGACCCCGAGUACUGGCAGCUGGUGAGCACGCCCAUGGACCUGGCCACGGUGCUGGCGCGUGUGGACGGGCGGCAGUACCUCACGCCCAGCGCCUACAUGGCGGACAUGCAGCUCAUCGCGCAGUGCGCCAAGCAGUACUACGGCGACGGCCCCGCCGCGGCCAAGCACGUCAGCCGCGCGCAGUCGCUGGUGGACGUGGCGGAGGCGCACCUCAUCGACCGCGUGCCGCUGGAGCUGGCCAAGCGCUGCGAGGACAUGGUGCGCCUGCGCGGCGGCCCAGCCAAGCCGCCGCCGGGCAUGCAGCUGCCAGAGGAGCUGGCCGCAGCCAAGGUGAAGGAGGCGGCGGCCGCCGCGGCGGCGGCGGCGGCUGUGGCGGCCGCUGCCAACGCAGCGGCGGCGCGGGGCGUGGGCAGCGGCGGGCCGGCGGGUGCGAGGACGCGGGGCGACCGGCACGGGGCGGGCGGCGGCGGCGAGGGCGGCGGCGGCAUGAUGAUGCUGGAUGACCCCGAGGUGCUGUUGCGCAGGCUGGCCAGGCAGCAGCAGAAGGACAAGCUCAAGCAGCAACAGCAACAGCAGCAGCAGGAUUCUGCAGCAGCGGGCGGCUCCGGCGGCGAGGCCGCCGCUGCCGCCGCCGCUGGCGCGGAUGGGACGCCGGCGGCGGCGGAGGCGGGCGCAGGGGGCGUGGAGGCGAUGGCAGUGGAUGAGAACCCGGAGCAGGGUUUGGAUAAUGGCAAGGAGGCCAUGUCGCCUCCCAAAAAGGACGCCACGCCUGCAGCCGCCGGCGAGGCGGAAGCCACUGACAUCGCGGCGGCGGGGGCGGGAGCAGCGGCACCAGCUGCCGGCGACGGCCAGGCCGAGGCCGGCGGCGGCGCUGCCGCAGCUGUGGCCCCUGGCCCCUCGGCCGCGUUUGGCGGCGUCAACAGCUCGGGGCGCACUGGGGGCCGGCAGGGGAUGGAAGUGGACGCGGAGGCGGGGUCGGGCGCCGGGCCCAGCCAGCCGUCAGCCGCGGAGGCGGGGCAGCCUUCUACUGCCGGUGGCGCUGCCGUCUCCACAGCAGGCGCAGCAGAAGCAGCUGCGGCGGGGGCGGCGGCAGCGGGCAACACCAACGCCAACGCCGGCGCGGCGCCCCGGCGGGCACUGCAGGCGGACCCCGAAGUGGUGGCGCGGGCUGAGGCGCUGCUGGAGCGAGUGGUGGCGGCGUCGCAGGGCUGCUCGCUGGAGGCGCUGGAGCUGUUGUACACGCGGGCAGCCGGGGUGGUGGUGGCGGCGGCAGCCCGCACCGACCGCGGCCGGGUGCUGCUAGAGCUGGAGGCGGCGCUGGAGGGGCUGCUGCCGGCGGCAGCGGGUGGGGCUGGCGCGGCGGGCGGUGUGAAUGCACGGGGGGCGCACCGGUAGGGUGUACCGUAAGGGUGAGGUUUGCAAAGGGCGCAUGGGUGA
Molecule: messenger RNA, 5459 nt
Organism: Chlamydomonas reinhardtii
Lineage: Eukaryota; Viridiplantae; Chlorophyta; Chlorophyceae; Chlamydomonadales; Chlamydomonadaceae
Exons: 23
Coding region: 129-5417 (1762 amino acids)
Biological process (GO): positive regulation of transcription by RNA polymerase II
Cellular component (GO): nucleus
Molecular function (GO): histone binding; ATP binding; chromatin binding
Source: RefSeq, a predicted model, not a curated record